Messenger RNA from Populus nigra (black poplar), 1106 nucleotides. Its product is annotated as selT-like protein. NCBI's taxonomy places the organism in Eukaryota, Viridiplantae, Streptophyta, Magnoliopsida, Malpighiales, Salicaceae. Gene Ontology annotation, biological process: cell redox homeostasis. The record is from RefSeq and is a predicted model, not a curated record. The coding region runs from base 69 to 740 and encodes 223 amino acids. Gene Ontology annotation, cellular component: endoplasmic reticulum membrane. The transcript has 4 exons. Gene Ontology annotation, molecular function: thioredoxin-disulfide reductase (NADPH) activity.
CGUCAAAAGCCGCUCGGUAGACUUUACAGCAUUCCGUCAUCAUCCCUGACCUUGCUUUCUUGCUAGAAAUGGAUCGAUCUCAAAUCCUCCUUCUAGGCUUACCAAUCUUUCUGUUUUGCUCAGACAUUCUAAAUCUCUUCACAACAUCACCACCUCCAAAACCAACUCCAAAUGAUCACCACAACAUCCAUCAAUUCCAAACAAAACCUCAACAAGUUCAUCAACAACAGCCACUUCAAUUUCCGAAACAGAAAUCAAGCACCAUUGUUGGAGGAUUAGGCAAUAUUGGGUUUGGCAACGUUAUUAACAUCAACUUCUGUGUUUCUUGUUCUUACAGAGGAACUGCUGUGACUAUGAAAAAUAUGCUGGAAUCAGAAUUUCCUGGGAUACAGGUUAUUUUGGCAAACCAUCCUGCUCCGCUUCCGAAGCGCCUACUCAGCAAAGUAGUUCCUGCUGUUCAGUUUGGAAUAAUUGGGAUAAUAUUGGCAGGCGAACAGAUUUUUCCAAGGUUAGGAUUUGCAGCUCCACCCUCGUGGUAUUAUUCGUUGCGUGCGAACAGAUUCGGAAGUAUUGCUAGCACUUGGCUUUUUGGAAACUUUAUCCAAUCAUUCCUUCAGAGUUCUGGUGCUUUUGAAGUAUUUUGCAAUGGUGAAUUGGUUUUCUCCAAGUUGAUGGAGCAUCGGUUUCCUGGUGAAAUUGAGUUGAGGGAUGUUGUUGGCAAAAGACUUGCUAUCAGAUGAUUUGUUCAGGACAAUGUGGGAGAUGUCUGGUCCUAGUGAGUGUUCCGAGUAGGCUAUGAAUCAAAUUUUCAAUGAGUUACAUUGUUCACAUUUAUGAUGCAACUUUCUACUUCUACUCAUUCUUGAAGCUGACAAUAACACGCGGCGUUGGUUUCCAGGUCUUCUGAAGGUCUGCUUCGUUUCUUCUUUUUGAACUUUUGGUAUCCCAUCCUCUUUUUAGACUCUAGAUGGCCUUCAGUGCUCUGUGAUGCUACAUUUGUACAAGUUCAGUAUUGUGGCGUAAGCCUAGCUAUGAUACUUUUAGACAAUUUUUGGUGCAUUGCCUUCAGUGCCUAGCUAUGAUACUUUUCGACAAUUUUUGGUGCA